AUGGAAUGCACAAAUGUUGCAAAGAGAUGGACGGGGGAUAAAUGUGUCAACCGCUGCGCUCCAGAGGAGAUCUGGGAUAACACCAAGAAAAUCUGCACACCGAGGUGCACCGAGUCUCAGUUAUGGAACAUCCCGACCAAACGAUGUGUAGACAGGUGUAAACCUUCUGACAUGUUGAAGAAAGGAGACUGUGUUGCUCGUUGUACUCCACCGAAAUCAUGGGAUCUCAGAUUGAAGAGUUGUACAGAAAAAAUCUGCACCUGCAAGGCUUGGGGAGAUCCCCAUUACCAUCGUUACGACGAUUUUACCAGAAUGAUCGACUUCAUGGGUGUCUGUAAAUACGUCUUCUCCAAGACGACCAACUCUGACGUCGCGUGUUCCUUCUCCAUUGAGGUGAAGAACGAAUAUCGAGGCAACACAAUUGUGUCUUUCGGUAGGAUGAUGGACCUGAAGAUGGGAGGUUUCGUUGUCAGACUUCACAAGGACGGAUGGACUAGGGUCAGUGGCCUCACACAAAGAAUGCCCUUUAACCUCAAACUCAAAGGCGGACAUACUCUCAGUGCCACAAAAUCUGGAGCCAACGACUUUAAGAUAUCAGUGCCAACCUGUUCCUUCGCUUUGUCAUUCGGUGGUCAAUAUGGAGGUAUUGUGACAUCUCUUGGCCACUGGCAGUAUGGAGGUGCUGGAAAGCUUACUGGAAUGUGUGGUGACUGCGAUGGAAUGGCAGAUGCCUUGACUAGCUUCAAUAAUUAUCAGGUUCCCGAUGACUCGGAUGUGCCAUUAGUUAACUGUAAGAAGAGCGAGGAUCCAGUCAUCAAAUGUUCGGAUAAGAACAAUGCCCUCAUUGCAUCAGACACGUACUGCGGUUACAUCAAGUCAACCACUGGACCAUUCGCAGAGUGCAUCAAGAGCGGAAAGGUAGAUUGGAAGUCAGCCUAUGCUGCUUGCCAGAUAGAUGCUUGCGCUUUUGUGGACAAACCCGAGUCCAUUAAAGAAGUGAUAUGCGCUGAUGUGGGAGAAUUCGCCAGCGAAUGUCAGCUGAAUGGUUACCAACCUUCGAAGGUUUGGAGAACAACCACAUUCUGUCCAAUGAAGUGCCCUGCUAACAGCGUAUAUGAGUCCAAGAUGCGUCCAUGCCAACCGACGUGUAUCAAGCCCGAACCAAUCUUCUGUGAGGAUGAGUUGAUGGAAGGCUGCAAGUGUAAUAAAGGCUUCAUCCGAGAUGGUGAUUCGUGUGUCCCCGAGCAGUCAUGUGGCUGUUGGGAUGCAGACAAAAACUAUUACACGAUUGGUGAUGAGCGCAUAAGCUCCGACUGCACGAAACUUUACAAGUGUAUCAAAGUAGGAUCAGUCGCCAAGCUAGGGUCCAGUGAGCUUAAACCUUGUGGCAAGGAUGCUGAAUGCAGACCUGGAGACAAAGGGGUCUAUACCUGUGGCUGCAAGAAAAGAUACCAAGGAGAUGGAUUCAAAUGCACGAAACAAUGCACAAAUGUUGCAAAGAGAUGGACGGGGGAUAAAUGUGUCAACCGCUGUGCUCCAGAGGAGAUAUGGGAUAACACCAAGAAGAUCUGCACACCGAGGUGCACCGAGUCUCAGUUAUGGAACAUCCCGACCAAACGAUGUGUAGACAGGUGUAAACCUUCUGACAUGUUGAAGAAAGGAGACUGUGUUGCUCGUUGUACUCCACCGAAAUCAUGGGAUCUCAGAUUGAAGAGUUGUACAGAAAAAAUCUGCACCUGCAAGGCUUGGGGAGAUCCCCAUUACCAUCGUUACGACGAUUUUAACAGAAUGAUCGACUUCAUGGGUGUCUGCAAAUACGUCUUCUCCAAGACGACCAACUCUGACGUCGCGUGUUCCUUCUCCAUUGAGGUGAAGAACGAAUAUCGAGGCAACACAAUUGUGUCUUUCGGUAGGAUGAUGGACCUGAAGAUGGGAGGUUUCGUUGUCAGACUUCACAAGGACGGAUGGACUAGGGCGAAAUCAAAAUACAAGCAAUGUUCAGUCAAUAUACUGAAGUGUAAUGGUAUUUUUACCGGCUUAUCAUAA
This is a messenger RNA of Lineus longissimus, 2046 nucleotides long. Its product is annotated as IgGFc-binding protein-like. NCBI's taxonomy places the organism in Eukaryota, Metazoa, Nemertea, Pilidiophora, Heteronemertea, Lineidae. The record is from RefSeq and is a predicted model, not a curated record. Gene Ontology annotation, cellular component: extracellular matrix. The coding region runs from base 1 to 2046 and encodes 681 amino acids. The transcript has 16 exons.